CCUAAAUCUGAUUUCCCAUCUACCUCCCUUUCCUCCUUAGACCGGCAACGUCUUGGAAUUGAAGCUUUCUCGGUGUGGAACCGACCCAUAGCGGAACUUGCUUACGAUCCUGUAUUCAGUCCGAUCCGCCGAGCGCUGAACCCUCCGUCGCCAUGACGAACUUGAAGGAGCUGCGCAUUCAACCGCGCAUGUACAAGAAGCCACCUUUCUCGGUGGAGGUUCCCGGCGUGGAACCCGUCGAAGGAGAGACCAUUCCUCGCCGACUGCCUAUCGCGAAAGAUGGGCUCCUCGAGCGGCCGGCCGAAGAUGCCAGCACCACCUACGAGAUCUUCCGUCGCUCCGCGCGGCUGUACGGAAACUCGAAGGCGGUCGGCACCCGUCGCCUGGUCAAGACCCACGUGGAGAAGAAGAAGGUGAAGAAGAUCGUGGACGGUGUGGAAAAGGAGGUCGACAAGGAAUGGACGUACUUCGAGAUGAGCGGUUAUACCUUCCUGACCUUCAACGAGUACGAGAAGCUGGCGCUUGAGCUGGGUAGCGGUUUGCGCAAACUCGGCUUGGAGAAGCCGGAUAAAAUCCAUCUCUACGGCGCAACAAGUGCACAUUGGCUGGCCAUGUCACACGGUGCCGCAUCCCAGUCGCUGACGGUUGUGACUGCGUAUGACACCCUCGGCGAGGAAGGCUUGAAGCACUCCCUGGUUCAAACGUCCAGUCUCGCUAUCUUCUGCGACCCUGGCCUCAUCCCUUCGGUGGCUCACGUCCUCAAGGAUGUGAAGUCAAUCAAGCAUGUCAUCUACAACACCGAUCAGGAAGUCAAGAAGGACGACCUGGACAAACUCAAGUCGGAGUUCGAUUAUCUGAAUGUUAUCAGCAUCGAGGAAUUGCGCAAGCUAGGCGAGGAGAACCCCGUGGACCCGGUGCCUCCCAGUCGCGAGGAUCUGUGCUGUAUCAUGUACACUUCUGGUUCAACUGGACCUCCCAAGGGUGUCUCUUUGACCCAGGCUAACGUUGUCUCCGCAUGUGCGGGUAUCCACGCGAUUGUCGGACCCUACAUCGGACCCUCUGAUUCGCUUUUGACAUACCUUCCUCAGGCCCAUAUCCUCGAAUUCAUGUUUGAGAACCUCUGCCUAUUCUGGGGUGGUACUAUGGGCUACGGAAACCCUCGCACUCUUUCCGACGCCUCUAUGCGUAAUUGCAAGGGUGAUAUUCGCGAACUGAAGCCCACGAUUCUGGUUGGUGUACCGGCGGUGUGGGAGUCGGUCAAGAAGGGUGUUCUCAACAACCUGAACAAGAACAACUUCCUUGUCAGGGGCAUGUUCUGGGGCGCCAUGUCCGCCAAGAACUUCCUCAUGACUGCUGGAUUCCCUGGUGUGGACACGGGUGCUGGAAUUCUCGAUGCUGUUGUUUUCCGAAAGCUCAAGGAGGCGACCGGUGGCCGCUUGCGCAUCAUGAUGAACGGCGGUGGACCCGUUUCUAAAGAUACGCAGAAGUUCCUGUCCAUGGCCAUCGCUCCUAUGAUCAGCGGCUACGGGUUGACCGAAACGUCGGCAAUGGGUGCCCUGAACGACCCUCUGGCCUGGAACCCGGACGCUCUGGGUGAAAUUCCGGGUUCGAUCGAAAUGAAACUUGUGGACUUCCCCGAUGCCGGCUACUUUGCCAAGAACAACCCGCCCCAGGGAGAGAUCUACAUCCGUGGCCCCAGUGUUAGCAGCUGCUAUUGGGAGAACGAGGAAGAGACGAAGGAAGCGUUCACCGAAGACAGGUGGUUUAAGACAGGCGAUAUUGGCGAGUUCGACAAAUACGGUCACAUUAAGAUUAUUGACCGCAAGAAGAACUUGGUCAAGACUCUCAACGGCGAGUACAUUGCCUUGGAGAAGCUCGAGUCUGUCUAUCGGUCGUCUCCUGUGGUGGGCAACAUUUGUGUCUACGCCGCCCAGGACCAAGACAAGCCGGUUGCCAUCAUCGUACCCCUUGAGCCCGCUUUGAAGAAGAUCGCCAAGGAUAAUGGUAUCGAGGGCGACAACCUGGAGACCCUGGCACACAAUGAGAAGUUGAAGUCGAUUGUCCUCAAGCAGCUUCAGGCUGCUGGCCGGGCCGGUGGUCUCAAGGGCAUCGAGAUCAUCAACGGAGUCAUUCUCUCCGACGAGGAGUGGACCCCUCAGAACGGCUACAUGACUGCCGCUCAGAAACUUCAGCGCAAAAAGAUCCUGAAUCGCUUCCAGGCCGAUGUCGACCGUGCCUAUGGCAAGAAAUAGAGAGAUUCCAUGAGCCACUUCUCCUCUGUACUUCAUUUCUUAUGUGCUUUCCUUUGCC
Molecule: messenger RNA, 2310 nt
Organism: Aspergillus uvarum CBS 121591
Lineage: Eukaryota; Fungi; Ascomycota; Eurotiomycetes; Eurotiales; Aspergillaceae
Gene: faa4
Product: long-chain fatty acid-CoA ligase FAA1
Exons: 6
Coding region: 153-2252 (699 amino acids)
Biological process (GO): long-chain fatty acid metabolic process; long-chain fatty-acyl-CoA metabolic process
Cellular component (GO): lipid droplet; plasma membrane; endoplasmic reticulum
Molecular function (GO): long-chain fatty acid-CoA ligase activity
Source: RefSeq, a predicted model, not a curated record